AAGAGAGGUUGACGGUCAGAAACUAGAGGAGCGGUGGGGUUUCUGACCGUGAGGAUGUUGGUUUUUAGUAGUUGGUUUUAAAUUUAGUAAUGUUAUUUUUGUCUUUAUCGCUGUAGUGAGACGUCGCACGUCUUUAGCUUUUUCAUUUCUUUUUUUUCAUUCUUUUUAGUUGAUUUUAAACUGUACCGGAGUGUGGCGAUGAGCUUUGUCUUCCUACUGAAAGUCAUUUAAUGGCACGCCAACUUCUUUUUCAUGAUUAAAUCUUUUUUUGCUUGCUAAUUCGUGUUCUUUUUGCUUGCUCGCAUCAGUUGCUUUUGGAAAGCUGCUUGCAAACGGAUUGCUUUGUUCCUUCUCGGACUACGGCGAUACUGUUUGUAUUGGCGUUCGCGCCAUUAAGAAGAUGGAGGUGAACCCUUUGGUAUCCGCUUGUUCCUCUCUAGCCCCUGCAGCCGAUGACAGCAGGCCCUGCACUCUCCCUGGGCUUUCUUCAUCGUUGCAGCUGGGAAGCUGUCGCCGCGCUCCUCCAUGCAUGCGUGCGCUGUACUCUCCCGAGCGCCAGGCCGUGUUGUCGCCUAUCACCAACUUGGCUCACGGACUGAACAACCUGGAUGUACUUGGCAGUGACACUCCAAAACGAAGACCCCACACACUAAACAAAGUGCCAUCUUUUGCUUCAGACACUUCGGAUGCAGGUCUUUGCAUGGAUUCUCCAAGCCCCGUAGAUUCAACAAUAUUUGAUGAACUAUAUGACAAUGUUCCAGUAAUAAAAGACACCAAAGUACCUUUCAGAAGAAUAAAGUCUUUACCGAUGAGUCUUCUUGGCUCAAGUCCUUCCUUUAAACCUAGAGAUCAUGAAGCUGAAUCCUUUGUAUCUGAAUGUCCAAGUAGAGUGGAAUCUGAUAAAGAGAACUUGAAUGCAGGGUUUGAGUUCAAGAAACCCACACGGCCUAUUUCCCGCACCAGACUUCAUACCAUCCAUGGAAGUGAUGGGAAGGAAGCCUUUGCCAAUCGGCCAAAUUCUGCACCUGCACUCAUGUUCUCGCCAUCACCAGAGUGGGCACAUCCAGAAAAUGAGAGUCCGAUUUCAUUACGUCGUAGUUCAUUUACCUGCUCUAUUAAUGAUGAGGACGAUGAUGGAUUCCUUGAAAUUCUAGAUGAUGAAAUAGAGAAUGAUGCAGAUGUACCUACUGGGAUGGCUAGCCUACUGACUGCUCCACUAGUCCGCAAGAAGGAGGAAGUGGAUAAUCAGCCUAUAAUUCGUGGUCAACCCCGAGGCCUUUUCAGAACUCCAUCUCUUCCGUGCUCCAUAACAAGACCGGCACUGAAGAGGCCAGAGCGGCCCCAUGAUGAGAAUAGUCCACUGAAGUUGAAGAGGAGGAAGAGUAUUGCUGGUGCAGUGGUAGUAAAUGAUGACUUUGAAGAGCAGGAACUAAUGAAGUGUCGUUUUGCCCAGAGAUCAAAGUCCUUCUGUGAUGCAGACAUUGGGAAGUUGAUAGAGAAUGAUACUCCAGAACUCAUUGGCGAUUUUUCCAAGCCUUUUAUUUUGCCUACCGUAGAAGGUAAACAUCAGGACCUUAAAUACAUUACUCCUGAAAUGAUGGUGGCAGUGCUUAAUGGGGAGUUCUCUCAUCUUGUUGAGCAAUUUGUGAUUAUAGACUGCCGUUACCCAUAUGAGUUUGAUGGGGGACACAUAAAGGGUGCACUGAACCUGCACAUGGAGGUUGAAGUGGAGGAUUAUCUGCUAAAACGUCCCAUCACACCCUCCUCUCUAGAUAAGCGGGUGUUGAUUAUCUUUCACUGCGAGUUCUCAUCAGAGAGAGGGCCACGUAUGUGUCGCUUCAUCAGAACAAGAGAUCGAAUGCUCAACAAGUAUCCCAACCUGCAUUAUCCAGAACUAUAUAUCCUUAAAGGAGGAUACAGAGAAUUUUUUCCUAAAUUUCAGACAAAGUGUGAACCACAAGACUACAGGCCCAUGCACCACGUGGACUUCAAAGAAGAUCUGAGGAAGUUCCGCAUGAAGAGCCGCACAUGGGCGGGAGAAAAGAGCAAGAGAGAUUUAUAUAGUCGUCUUAAGAUGUUGUAAGAGCAGCUAUGGAUUGCAGGAAGAGGACGACUUCUAGUUUUCCACAUUAAGUUAAAGGCAGUUCAAUCAUUUUCACACAACUGGGGUUGGACAACUACUCCUCCUUUUGGAAUGAAAAGCAAAUUCUUUUUUUUUUUUUUUCUCCAGGGUUUGGUUUUAAAUUUUACCCCAACGCAAACACCGUACUGUUAAGCAUUCAAAGCAGUUUCUUCUAGGUUGGUUUGUUUGAAUUGGUGAACAAUUGGGAGUUUUCUUUUUGCAGAGUUUUGGUCUCUGUCACUGCCAACUGUAACCUGACAGCUUCCUUUAAACAGAAGCACAGAAAAAGUAAUGAAGCUACAGCCGCAGGAGAUCUUGCUGUUUUGACUAAAUAUCCACUGUAUAAACUACAAACACAACUCCGAACAAUGGAGCUGCCUCUUCCAUCACAAGUUGAUGCUGCCAUUCAAGCACUUGUCCGAGUGAGUUGUGUGAGUGUGUGUUUUUAAGUUUUAAUUUUUUUUUUUUGGCAGUGAAUGGAAUUAUUUAAAAUGCUACUGUCUGGGGUUGUGCAGGUGGCAUUUCUAUUAGGCGUAAUUUUCUUCCCAGUUUAACCCAGCAUAGCCCAUUGGAUAGUGAACAUGCAAGACUGCACAAUUGUCAAUUUUAAUUUUGUGUGCACAAAGCUCAAUUAAGGCAUAUUGCUAAAGAAGCCAAAAUCCAUCAUGCUGUUUUUGUGUGUGGGUUUU
Molecule: messenger RNA, 2811 nt
Organism: Polypterus senegalus (gray bichir)
Lineage: Eukaryota; Metazoa; Chordata; Cladistia; Polypteriformes; Polypteridae
Gene: cdc25b
Product: cell division cycle 25B
Exons: 15
Coding region: 401-2083 (560 amino acids)
Biological process (GO): protein dephosphorylation; positive regulation of G2/MI transition of meiotic cell cycle; G2/M transition of mitotic cell cycle
Cellular component (GO): cytoplasm; nucleus
Molecular function (GO): protein tyrosine phosphatase activity
Source: RefSeq, a predicted model, not a curated record